AUGCGGUUCUCAAGUCAAUUCCUUUCGAUUUCUCUUGUGCUUCUCAGCACGUUUUCUCUUAUCACAGCAACACCUGUACCAUGCACAGAUAGAACACGCGAUCUCGUACUCCAGGGAAUAUUAGACCCGAGCGCAUGCUGCAGUUACGGAGUCUGCAAAGGAGAUGUGAACGUACAAGGAGGAUAA
Molecule: messenger RNA, 186 nt
Organism: Mollisia scopiformis
Lineage: Eukaryota; Fungi; Ascomycota; Leotiomycetes; Helotiales; Mollisiaceae
Exons: 2
Coding region: 1-186 (61 amino acids)
Source: RefSeq, a predicted model, not a curated record